AUGGCUGAUGAGAUGCCAUCUUACAUAGAAGAAAUGAAAGAUGAAAUGUCACCAACUGUUUAUACCCGAUUUGAAGAUAAAAGCAAAGUAUACAAGCCAAAAACAUUAGAAGAACUUCUGGGAGACACACGUCGGUAUUGGAAAACUCAGCGAUGGGGUACACACCAAUACGGAACAUACGGGAAUAGAGGCCAAGUGUGUGUCUACAUACAGAUGUCCUAUAAGAACGCUAUCACAAAUAUGAAGCGCUAUUUCCGCAUUCGAGGUACAUACGCUGACAAUUCGGAAUACGAAAUUGGCUACGUUACACACGAGAUAAUAUUCCAUUACCAGAUCCUUCUAGAACUUUACCAGCUGAUCGAGAAGCGGUUUCUCCUACACCCAAAACUCAACGCCGCUCCAACUGAGCUCAUGCUAUACUUCUACUCAAACAUCGUUGAGGAAAGCAGAACAAUAAUAUACUUGUGUAAUAUGCUGCAUGAGGUCGAACAGAAGUACAAAGGCAGGGGAUCGAAGAAGAAUAAGAAUGCGUUUGAUGAUUAUUUAGAUGAAUCAAGCAAAAAGGGAUCAAAAUCAAACGUGCCACUAACAAAAGAAGAGCAGUACGAAGAGUAUGUGAAAAUGAAAGAAAGAGAAGCAGCUAGGAAGAGAAGACAGUUAGCGAAGCAGAGAAAGCAGAUGGAGAAGUAUGGAGUGAGGACGCGGCCAUCCAUAUUCGUUACAAAGAAAGGUCGCUUCCCGCUACAUUAUGGAUGGUCAAUAGAAGAAUGGUGACUUCGAUUAAACACCUCAAGUUGAUACAAAUUUUCUUUUAUUUCUUAA
Colias croceus (clouded yellow) is the source of this 822-nucleotide messenger RNA. RefSeq lists its product as uncharacterized. The record is from RefSeq and is a predicted model, not a curated record. NCBI's taxonomy places the organism in Eukaryota, Metazoa, Arthropoda, Insecta, Lepidoptera, Pieridae. The coding region runs from base 1 to 774 and encodes 257 amino acids. The transcript is spliced from 6 exons.